GUCGUUUGGUCUCAGAUGCAAAUUGGUGUUACCUACCGGUACUGUUUGGCCGACAGUUAUUAACGGUGUCCUGUCUGGCAGAGCGCAGAACUUGACUCACAGAGGCACAGCACAACCACCAUGGGACGUGGCACCCUAUUGGGAUGAUACUGUCACACAUUUUUGUACAGCUGUUGGAGAGUUGCAACUAUCUGUUGACUUAACUGCUGUGGAAGUUUCCUCUUAAAAUUUUGGCUAGGGUGGCAUUCCAAACGUUGUGGGGGAUCAAUGGCCUAACUUUUUUGCGGUCAAGGAAGCUUCCUAUCAAGUAUUGUGUUGCUUUCAAAUGUACUGUAUGGAAACUUUGCUGGAUGGUUCACUUCUUGGUACCUUAUCCUACUUUAUCAAGCAUACCGGUAUGCUGGAAUGACAGAGAUAACGCUACGUGUAUGUCGUGUUGUGAAUUCUGAACUUUUGAUGAACUUACUUGUACGACAGCUAUAAACCUUGUAAGUCAGUUUCAUGAAACCUCAACUUGGUGCUCAGCUUUGGUAAACCAGCACAGUGAGAAGUGUGCCUUGGGUCAUACUUGCUGCAGACAUUACAUUGAGAGUUGCCUGAGUCCAGUGUACAAGUACAUGUACAUUAUUUUGAACCCCACAUGCUCUAAGCGAUCAGUCGAAGACUUGUCCUCGGAAGUUUUCAAAUCGCCAUGACGACAACAGUGGAGCUGUCCAGCUUGACCCCGGAGGGACUGACCAUUUCCAUCGAUCCCGCAGUAGUGUUUUCAGAUCUCUUGUUCAAUGCUGAUCUGGCUAGAGGACGUUGUCCACCUCUGGUGCAAGCUGUGUUCUAUGGGGAUGCUGAUGAGGUCAGAGGCCUGGUGUAUAUGAAUGAAGAUGUCAACAGCGCAGAUAUGGAGCGGCGUACGCCCAUUCAUGCGGCAGCCUUCCGUGGUGAAGCCGAGAUCGUGGACUUCCUCGCUCAGAGUGGAGCCCGCGUUAACACCAAGGACAGCAGGUGGUUGACCCCCUUACAUAGAGCUGUGGCAUCAAAAAGCUUGAGCACAGUGAAAAUGCUGCUGAAGCACAGCGCCGACGUCAACGCACGGGACAAGAACUGGCAGACGCCGUUGCAUGUGGCAGCGGCCAACAAUGCCAUCGAGAUUGCCGACACACUGAUGAUGCACCUUAGCACGGUCAAUGUGACAGACCGGGCCGGACGGACAAGCCUGCACCAUGCUGCAUUCAAUGGGCAUGUUAAUAUGGUGAAACUCUUAGCAUCUAAAGGAGGUACCAUCAAUGCACAGGACAAGAAGGAAAGGCGCCCUCUUCAUUAUGCUGCCUACAUGGGGCACGUGGAUGUUGUGAAGGCACUCCUGGAAAACGAUGCCGACAUUGGCUGCAAGGAUCGCAACCAUUUCACCCCAAUCCAUGCCGCCUGCGCCAGCGGGCAAGUCAGUGUUGUACGGGUUCUCCUUGACUUUGGGGCCAAGGCUGAUGUGGUGAAUGCCAAUGGAAACACACCCGUCCACAUUGCUUGCCUGAAUGGCAACGACCUGGUGCUGCGUGAGUUGAUCCAACAUGGUGUGGAUAUUAACGUGCUGAACCACAAAGGACAGUCUCCUCUCCAUCUGGCGGCUGUGUCGCCCCACGGUGGCACGUGCCUGGAGAUCCUGCUCAGCGAGGGCGCCAACGUCAACGUCCGCUGUAAAGAAGGCCGCAUGCCCCUUCACAUGAUAGCACUGCAGGGGCGGUAUACCCGGGCUGAGAGCUUGAUUGAGCAUGUCUCCUACCAACCUAAAUCAACUAAGACUUCUAACCCUGGUAAUGUUUCAGUGCUUUUAGUGUGGUGCGGCAUCCACGGUAUGCUCCCCCUCCAUUUAGCAGCUCUGAGGGGCUACACCAUCUGCUGUAAGAAACUCCUGGAAGCAGCAGAAUGUGAUAUUAAUGCACUGGAUGACAACCAUCGCACCUGUGUCCAUUGCGCAGCAUGCUCAGGAAAUGUAGAUUGUCUGGAUUUACUAAUCCGAAGUGGUGCCGACUUCACCCUGCCAGACAAGGAUGGUCGGACGCCCUUACACUACGCAUCCGGCAAUGCCAACCAUCAGUGCACACUGUCUCUUGUAGCCAUGAAGGCCAACGUCAAUGGGUUGGAUGCCAGGGAUUGUUCACCGUUGCAUUACGCGGCUGCAGCUGACGUGGAGGCAGAUUGCGUAGAGCAUUUGCUUCAUAACAACGCCAAUCCACGACUGCGAGACAUCAAUGGCUACAACACACUGCACUAUGCAGCUGCCAGCGGACAUAGCCUAGCCGCUGAGAAGUUGCAGGCAGUAGCAGCGAGUGAUCUUCUCAACACUGGUGGCUCUGCUCCACUCACCACGCCUCUUCAUUUAGCGGCAUACAAUGGUCACGUGGAAGUCCUUCACGUUCUGAUUGGAUCCAUCGUCAACCUGGACAUUCAGGACGCCAACGGCCGGACGGCGCUGGACCUAGCUGCAUUCAAGGGCCACAUAGAUUGUGUGGAGGCUCUAGUCAUGCAGGGAGCCACGAUCCUGAUCCACGACUCGGUGUCCAAACGAACGCCAUUUCAUGCCGCAGCCUACAACGGGCAUUCCGAGUGCCUCAGAAUCCUCCUGGAAAACGCCGACCAAGAGGGGGCGGUAGACUGCCUGGACAACCAGUCGCGGACGCCGCUGAUGGUCGCUGUUAGCAAUGGCCACACAGAUGCUACGCUGUUGCUGCUACAGCAUGGGGCUAGUUUGAGCGCUAGGGACAUCCACCACAGGACUGCCCUGCAUCGUGGGGCAGCCAAUGGCCAUGAAGAAUGCGUGGACGCGCUGCUGCAGAGCCAAGCCAAUACCUCCUGUGCCGAUGUCAAAGGUCGCACGCCACUGCACAUGGCAGCGGCCUGCGGUCACGUGGGCAUACUGGGGGCACUGCUGCAGGCAGGGUGUACCAACCAUCUCGAUGGCAACGGUUACACACCCUUACACUGGGCUUGUUACAAUGGGCACGAGAACUGUGUGGAAUUACUACUUGAGCAAGAUCCUAAAAUGUUCUUCAAAGGAAAUUCUUUCACUCCAUUGCACUGUGCUGUUUUAAAUGAUAACGAGUCCUGUGCAGAGCAGCUCAUCGAGUCACUGGGUGAUGAAAUUGUCAACAUUCAAGACAGAAAAGGAAGAACGUCUCUCCAUGCCAGUGCCCUCAAUGACCAGGUGGAAUGCCUGCAGCUCAUGCUGAAGCACGGGGGCCAGCCCAACCUAGCCGACCAACUGGGCAGGACCUGCCUCAUGGUGGCAGCAGAGAGCGGUUCGGCAGGCACCAUAGAGCUCUUCUGCUCCCCGUCAGAUCAAAUAGAUGGCCCCUGUGAGUUGGUAGUGAGUAGCGCCAGCGCUGACCUCAACGUCUGUGACAGCCAUAAGAAUACUGCAUUGCACCUUGCCUGCCAGCAGAAACAUGAAGGCUGUGCAUUGAUGAUUCUGGAGAAGCUUGAUGAGCCUACCAUCAUCAGCUUUGCCAACAUCGAUGGUCUCACGCCUCUUCAUAUAGCGGCCAAUAGUGGUCUAGUGUCCGUAGUUCAAGAAUUGAUCUCUAAAGGAGCCAGUUUAUUAGCAUUAGAUAACAAAGGAUACACCCCAGCCCUGAGUUGUGCCCCCACCGACAAGGUAGCCGACUGCCUGGCUAUUAUCCUGGCCCACAUGUUGCCCUUCUCGCCGGCCAGCACCGCCUCCAAUUCCCGCAUCGCGCUGGCCAUGAGCGGGGAGCUGGGCCGGCUCAGGAACGCCAGCCUGGAGUUCACCGAUGGCAACCGCAGCAGAGGCGAGAGCAAUGCCGAUACCUCCGACUCGGAAACCUACUGAGACAAAGUUUGUCCCCAAAAAAAUUAACACGGGUGCAUCACGUCACACCGUCCCAAAUCCAGAGUUGUAGUUGGGUACAUUCCCAGUGCUGUGUUAACUGCCGGCUAUUGAGGUGGUUUGGUUGCGAUAAAGCUGAAGGAUACAGACAUUGAAGAGUAAAUAUUAAUAAUGAUAAUAUCAACUUAUCCAGGAACUUAUCAAGGUGCCAUAUACUGUCAUCCCUGCUCACCGGACCUGCAAACAGUCCUCCAAACUAUCUCAGCUCCCUGGGGAGUAUACAGUACGAUGCUAUCAUUUUAGGCACAAACAGCUAAUCAAACACAACCACCACCUCUGCCCCUGUUUAUACUCCUGGGCAGAGCUGUUGUUUAGAGGGAGUUGCAACAUGAGUGUCUCAACUGUUGGAACCAAAAUGGUGGAUUAUGCAUCUGUGCACGUGGGCAAUGGACCUUUCCCAUGAAAUAUGCAAAUAAGGCAGAGGCAUGCGCAUUGAUACGACUGGUUGGCAAAGUUGCUUAAAUCUAUGACGUAACAAUACAAAUCUCCAUGUGUGCUCAACCAUGAGCACAGACACGCGGUUUCUGCUCUGGUAUAGUUUGGCAUGAUUACCAAACUUAAAAGACAAGUUACUUUCCAAUCUCAGGGCACCGAAAAACUUCACUCAGUUUCGAGAAAAAUGUGCUAAAAUGUCCGACAAAGGCUGUAAUACUGUUUUGAUUGAUGUUCGACAUGCCAGGUUAUGGUGACAGCAGCUCUACACUGCUGACUGGGAUGACGGCCGUGCUUGCCAACCAGUGGUAGCGCAUGCACCUGUCUAAUUUGCAUAUUUCAUGGGAAAGGUCCAUUAGCACAAUAUAGCAGCAUGUUGUACUGCACACACAAGGAACGGCCAUUUUGGUUCCAAAGUUUGAAGUCGGUACUUCUCUUUCUGUACACAGCUCUGCUCCUGGAUGGAGAGAGACCGGUAGGAGUAAAGUAGCCUCGCCCACGGUCACAAUCUGUGACAAGUGGUUGGAUUUGACCGCCAACCUCAGCUACUAGAACAAACGCCUACAAAUACCGAAAGAACUUGGAAAGUUGGAGCUAUCAGACGCUUGUAAAAAACUAAGACUUCAAGGCAGACAUUUGCAGAAAGUACCUGCUGAGUACUCUUCUCGAGUACUUCUGUUCAGAAGUUUAAGUAAAAAGUGUGGUUACAUGUAUGUAAUACAUACAUGUAACCAUUGUAUCCACUCACCGUAGCACUGUUACUGCUGCCACAAACUUCAGUUGCUAUUGCCUGUCAAUGUCUCUUUCACUGUGUUUACAAUAAACAGCUCGGAAUUUGGAGGUGGACAAAAGAGACUUGGAAAGUACUCAACUGCGGCACUGUCCACAACAAGAGGUCGUGUCAAGAUUGUGAUAAUGGGCAUUUAAAGCUAAGGAAAAACUAGCAAGCAUUACAUGUACGUGUUGUUAUUAUUUCAUGUAAAGUCACACCAUUGUUCAUAGAUUUAUCAUUCCUCCUUGCAGUUUCAGGAAUUUCCACUUUCCAGUGGGUAGUAUGCGUGUAUGCACUCAUGCAAUCAAAUAUUCUGCCAAACUUGUCAGCGCUGUCUUGCAUCCGCGCUUUUGCUGAGUGCCUCUGUCUGAACCACCAUUUCGCACCAGAAGAUGUGCAAGUAAGGUGGGGCUAUCUGCCUACACAGGUGUGGCUGACAGGGUUGAGAUGUCAUGCGAUCCUUGACUUAAUCUCUGACUUGCAUCAAACUCGCAGAUCUGUCAUUUGUUUCAUACACACAAAGUCUAAGAAGUCUUCGGGGAGGCAGGCCGUGUGUCGAACUUGGCCGCUGUGCACAGCCUUUUGUAGUAGCAAAUAUCGCCCCUUGGCUGAACCCCGGAGUGUUGAAAAAUGUGAGGCUACGGUAAGAAAAAUCAUUCAAGUACUGUUCAAAUAGAUGUUGGGAAUUAGUAUUUGUAGCAUUUGGCAGUACAUAAAAAAAAAUUGGCCACUAUAUUUUGCCUUUUUUGAAAUUUGAAAGUUUUGGCCAAAAAGAAUAGCAUCUGUGAGUGGUUUAGUAGGAAAGAUCUUUAUUCCUGCUAUAGGCUGUUGCUCUAAACCAAAAUGACAUGGUGCCCUGGGUCCUAGAUAGCUCAACUUACAGCCUCAGAUUGUCAGCGGGGAAGUUGCGGGGACCUUUUCCUUGCAAUUACAGAGUUCCCGCGGCCUGGAAAAGUCAUGAAAAAGUCAUGGAUUUUUUGUUUUCAGUUUCCAGGCCUGAAAAAAGUCAUGGAGUUUUGUAAGAAUGACUAAAGUCAUGGAAAAUUCAUGGAAUUUUCCAACAUUGUAUGUGAUUUCUGUUAUCAGAAAUAAGUGCAUAAAAUGCGUAAUUUUAUUUACAACUUUAAAAGUCCGAAUAGUCCAAGAA
Messenger RNA from Acanthaster planci (crown-of-thorns starfish), 6249 nucleotides. It is a transcript of the gene ankrd28, whose product is annotated as ankyrin repeat domain 28. NCBI's taxonomy places the organism in Eukaryota, Metazoa, Echinodermata, Asteroidea, Valvatida, Acanthasteridae. Gene Ontology annotation, molecular function: protein binding. The record is from RefSeq and is a predicted model, not a curated record.